GGCACCUCCGCUGCCGCCUGCCCUCAACAAGAAAGCCUCGAGAGAGUCUCCCUUUGUAUUAAAAGUCAGAAACGCGCCAGAAGACUGGUUCUACCAGCCCCCGAGCCACGAGCCCACGGCGAUCUCUUUGAGCCCCUGACAGGGCCUUACUUCGUAUACGGAAUAUUGAAGGACCCAAAAAUGCUAGGCGAUGUCCUUGGACUGGAAGAAAAGCCCGCGCUGCGACCCGCCGAGGUCUCUGUUGCUCAUGCGAAGAGAUUGGCGGAGUACAAGACCAACAGCUACAGAGCCAAGCCAUGCUUUAUUCAGUAUACAGAUGGAAAGGAGCCUGAUGAGGACUUUGGCCAUAUUUUCAUCUUCGUCUUUGAUCCAAGGGAUCUACAAGAGGGGGAGUUUGAUCUGGGAAAAUGGUUGAAGCGAGUGGGACGAUCAUCUGGAUAAAACAUCAUAAAGAUGGAAAGUGUAAUUGAG
Molecule: messenger RNA, 471 nt
Organism: Fusarium oxysporum Fo47
Lineage: Eukaryota; Fungi; Ascomycota; Sordariomycetes; Hypocreales; Nectriaceae
Exons: 2
Coding region: 181-441 (86 amino acids)
Source: RefSeq, a predicted model, not a curated record